AUGAGAACAUUUAAUGUUACUGGCUUUAGGGAGGUGGAGGUUGUUGGGCAGCAUUCCCACACUGGCCAGCCAUGCCCUCGUGAACAGGCGAGGGUAGGCAUCAGCCUGCAGGAAGUUUGUUGUUCUUGUGAAAUACAGCUGCUGGAUUCCAAGUACCUGAGCAGCAAGGCCUUUCAGUCCCAUGUGCUGGGUGAUGCCAUGAGUGCCCUGGACCAUGCUUUGGAGACUGCCUUCUUCUUGAUGACAAAUGAUGAAAUUGCAAGAGUAGUUGUGUGUCUGUCUGGCAAGCUGGUGAAUGUGUCGCAGGAUGUCAGUGUUACGUGCAUUGCCCACCUCAGAAUUGAGGAGAAUAGCAGGCCUGUUUAUGAACUUACUCCAGCUGACAAGUUAGGUAUAGCAAUGAAAUAUAAAAACAUGGGUGUUUCCCUCUAUAAGGAAGGGUUGUUGCACAAGCAGACUUUAGCUUUUUUUGUGUUUAGUGAUGCUGUGAAGUGGCUGUGCAUGAUACCACCUGAUGAGGACAAGGACUUUCUCCAAGAAGUGAUGACAGUAAAGAUGCAGUGUUAUAACAAUAUUGCGCUGUUUCACUUGCAGCACCAUAAUUACAACCUUUGUGUUGUGGCAACCACAGUUGUGCUGAAUGUUGAUGAAAGGAACGUGAAAGCUUUGUAUCGCAGAGCUGUGGCCAGCACUGAGAUGCAAAAUUAUGAACCGGCAGUGGAGGAUCUGAAGGCUGCUCUGCUUUUGGAUCCCAACAGCAAGCUUCUGAAGAGACAACAGGAAGUGAUCAAAAGGAAGCAGAAAGACCUUACAGAUAAAUAUGCUGUGGCAAUGAAAAAGAUGUUUUCCUGAUCACUUUUUAUUAUAGUAACUUUUUGAUGCAGUGUUCAUUACUGGAGAAUCUGCCGGCACUCCUCAGAGUAUUAGUUACAAGAAAAUUGUUAUUGCAAAAAAAAAAAAAAAUGUAUUUAGAUUUUGUAUUGAAUAUACAUAUAGAGCAGAAUUAUUUAAGACAAUGGAAUGACAAACUCU
This is a messenger RNA of Portunus trituberculatus (swimming crab), 1032 nucleotides long. RefSeq names its product peptidyl-prolyl cis-trans isomerase FKBP62-like. The record is from RefSeq and is a predicted model, not a curated record. The coding region runs from base 1 to 852 and encodes 283 amino acids. Gene Ontology annotation, molecular function: protein binding. Lineage: Eukaryota; Metazoa; Arthropoda; Malacostraca; Decapoda; Portunidae. The transcript has a single exon.